This is a messenger RNA of Boeremia exigua, 1405 nucleotides long. RefSeq lists its product as uncharacterized. The transcript has a single exon. NCBI's taxonomy places the organism in Eukaryota, Fungi, Ascomycota, Dothideomycetes, Pleosporales, Didymellaceae. The record is from RefSeq and is a predicted model, not a curated record. The coding region runs from base 196 to 1293 and encodes 365 amino acids.
CUUGAGCGCAGAGAGUUGAUCUUGCGCGCUCUGAUGAAUACCGCCCGAGGAUAAGAUGGAGCCCACAUCUCGUUAUGCACAAGAUGUCAACAAUCUUCACACUGUGCUUUCCAGUGUGACAGCUACCCUCGGGGCUCGUCAACGCUCCGUCGUUACCACAUACACCCUCUUCUCGUUCCGAACCAGCUUUCCAUCAUGCCUGUAUUGCGUACUGGUCAACGCCAUACCUUGAGAGCCAGGCAAAGCUCUCCUCUGGCUCCGCGCAAUCAUGGGGUACAGGAACGACAAAGCACAGGUGGCCGCGCUAGAGAGUCGUCCUUCGCAGCUAAGGUGAUGCAACUACUCAGUGAUCACCACAAGGCCAACGAUGAUGCCAUGGCCUCUGGUGCUCUUGAAGUACCCGAGACACCGCAGGUAAGGCGGUUCACCAUUCCGCACAGAAGUAGUCCUGAGAAUCAGGUGCGGCACCAAGGCUCCAGCAAUGACCUCGCUUCUGGAUCUCUCCGAAUCGUUGAACCUCCAACAAGUCGUUCGUCGCGCACAAGAGCAGAUUUGGAGACCGCUCGGAACAGCCGCAGCACUAAUACACGUGUGGAGGUUCGCGUGUGUAUUCCUGGGCGACCAGACGAACGCCAUGUCGCCGAGGAUACCCCUCUUCAAUCUUCGCCUCCUCCAUUACGCUCAGCGAGUUCCGCAGCAUCGAGACCACACGACAGCGGCUUUUUCUCGGACAUCAACGAGCCAGACCGGGACCCCGUCGUGGCAAGACGCAACUUCAAUGGCCCCUCCAUGCGCGAUCUGCGCUCCGACCGCUCCUACGACGCGGAAGCCGAACACUACAGCACCCUCACCGCCGUGGAGAAACUGAAGCGCGAAGUAAAGCUCGCCCGCGAACCACACACGGAGCCCGACGGACGGAUUGCGCGCAUCAACAUCGGCGAGGGCACCGAGCUUGAGACCAUGCUGCUCGACGAGAUUGCAGCGCGGCUCUUCAGCAACAAGGACUGGGCGUGGUCUUUCUACUACCUCCUGGGCAACAAGCUGUAUGACGAGCAGACGUGCAUCACGGCCACCAUGCGCCGCGAGUUUCAAGGCAUCCCGCCCAGGCGCCGCAAGGUAGAUAAUCGCAUCAUUGCCUGCGAGUACUGCGUCGAAGAGAAGCUACCAUGCGUGCGCCUCUUUGUGGAUGAGAAGGGUGACAGGCGCUUGUCGAUUGUGGAGCUGCCGCGCGAAUACCAGCGGCGGUAUUGCCAUAAGAAGGAUAUCGGGUACUUUAUUCGAGGUCUGACGUGAGCACUGCACUGGCGAUAGAUGAUGGAGGGUAGGCCAGAUACAGGAUGUGGGGGGGAUCUUUACGCGUUGUACAUAUGCUGUGCCACCGCGCUCAUGAAGCUACGCGAUGCAC